CACGGGUCACUCAGGACUAACAUCAUGACUUGUAGCGCCCCUCAUCUUCAUUUAAGUGGCCGAAGCUCCACAACUUCAAGCAAGCUUUCUUCAACUUCGUCCCAUCCAACCGCCCAAACUCCGUUCGCCCCUAACGCGAAAAAUCCGUAAAUUUACUAUCCUAGGUAGCCUAUUAAGUCCUAUUUCGCGUCCGGCGACAAGAGCAUACAGCACUGUCUCAGCCUUCGUGGGGGCCAAGUUAUCUCCAUACUCCGAAGCCGAGUUUUGGACUUGACUAAGUCUAGUAUCGAGCUUCAACAAGCAAAGGGGUUUCACUACUUAUACUUUCAACUAGUCGGAUAAAUCCCACCUAUCCCUUACAUACCUACAAUUCUUGCACAGCAUAUAUCUACCAACUCGUAGAUAUAUACCUCAAACCUCAUCCCAUACCUCCUAAGUAACACAAAACAACCCCAAAAAUGGCACCCCUCUACAAAAAGGCCCUCGUCAUCGGCGCCACAUCGGGCAUCGGACAAGCCUUCGCCUCGAAGCUACACAAAGACGGCACAUCCGUCAUAGUGACAGGGCGGCGUCGCGAGCGUCUCGACGCCUUCGCGUCAUCACACCCCGGUUCCUCAUCCGCAGUCCUAGACAUCACACAGCUUUCCUCGAUCCCGUCCUUCGUCAGCACCAUCACAAAAGAGCACCCGGAUCUCGAUUGCGUGAUCCUAAACGCAGGAAUCCAACGCCGGUUCGAGUUCUCCCAACCUGAAAGUGUGGAUCUGACCACCUUCGAUGACGAGUUCACCACAAACUACAUUUCCUUCGUACAUUUCGUCGUCGCCUUUCUACCCUUUCUGCAGGGGCUCAGUAAGCAGGGGAAAGAAACACAUAUCGUGUUCGUGAGCACAUCGCUCGCUCUGCUCCCUACACUAGUCCGCUGCCCCGGGUACUGCGCGAGUAAAGCCGCGCUGCACAGUUGGAUCACCACCGUGCGCCAACAGUUAAUCGAUGCGGGGUACGCUAAUAUCAAACUGACCGAAGUCUUUCCGCCCGCCGUGCAGACCGAGUUGCAUGAUACCAAGCACCAGCCCGACUUGGUGAAUGGUGGAGAUUUGGGUAUGCCGUUGGAUCAGUUCAUCGAUGCUAUGUACGCGGGCUUGGAGAAAGGUGAUCAGCAAUUCGCUGUGGGACCUGCUCAGCAAUUCCUUGAGGAAGGCGGUUUUGAGGCGCAGAGGGUUAAGGCGUUCCAGCAUGGACAUCUGGUGACUAUGGGUGCUGUGGGCAAGUUCUUGAAGAAUGCGAACUAGGUUACUUACCAGUAUGUCUUGGAAUUAGUAUAGGUAUGUGGAAAUGAAUGAAUAAAA
Messenger RNA from Hypoxylon trugodes, 1346 nucleotides. RefSeq names its product NAD(P)-binding protein. Lineage: Eukaryota; Fungi; Ascomycota; Sordariomycetes; Xylariales; Hypoxylaceae. The transcript has 2 exons. The record is from RefSeq and is a predicted model, not a curated record. Gene Ontology annotation, molecular function: oxidoreductase activity. The coding region runs from base 459 to 1289 and encodes 276 amino acids.